CGCGCGAGGCCGGAGGCGCUGACGUGGCCGGAAGUGGAGGCGCUCGGAGCCUCGCCGAGACCCGCCGUCACCCCGGUCUGUGAAGAUGCUCAAGGCCGUGAUCCUCAUUGGGGGGCCGCAGAAAGGGACUCGCUUCCGGCCCUUGUCCUUCGAAGUCCCGAAGCCGCUGUUCCCGGUGGCAGGGGUGCCCAUGAUCCAGCACCACAUCGAGGCCUGCACCAAGGUUCCAAGCCUGAAGGAGAUUCUCCUCGUGGGCUUCUACCAGCCCACCGAAGCCCUGAGCCGCUUCCUGGUGUCUGCACAGCAGGAGUUUAAAAUCCCCAUCAGGUACCUGCAGGAGUAUGCGGCGCUGGGCACCGGCGGUGGCAUCUAUCACUUCCGAGACCAGAUCCUGUCGGGUGGCCCCGAGGCCUUCUUCGUCCUCAAUGCAGACGUGUGCUCGGAGUUCCCCCUGCCAGAGAUGCUGACCUUCCAGCAGCAGCGUGGAGACCCGCACGGCUUUGUCAUGCUGGGCACCACGGCCAACAGGAAGCAGUCCCUGAACUACGGCUGCAUCGUGGCCAACACAGAGACGUGUGAGGUCCUGCACUAUGUGGAGAAGCCCAGCACCUUCGUCAGCGAGAUCAUCAACUGCGGCAUCUACCUGUUCACACCCACCAUCUUCCAGCACAUCGGCGAGGUCUUCCAGAGGACCCAGCAGGAGCUGCUCCUGGAGGAGAGCAGCAACGGCUGGCAGCGGGCCGAGGUGAUCCGGCUGGAGCAGGACGUCUUCACGGCGCUGGCCGGGCGCGGCAAGCUCUACGUCUACAAAACCGACGGGUUCUGGAGCCAGAUCAAAUCGGCUGGCUCUGCCAUCUACGCCAGCCGCCUGUACCUCAGCCAGUACAGCCAGCGCCACCCGGAGAGACUGGCCCGGGACAGCCCCGGGGGGCCCACCAUCCGAGGGAACGUGUACAUCCACCCGACGGCUUCCGUCGACCACAGCGCCGUGCUGGGCCCCAAUGUCUCCAUCGGGAAGGGGGUGACGGUGGGAGCCGGCGUGCGUGUGCGAGAGUCCAUCAUCCUGCACGGGGCAUCGCUGCAGGAUCACACCUGUGUGCUCAACAGCAUUGUGGGCUGGGACAGCACCAUCGGGCGCUGGGCCCGGGUCGAGGGGACGCCCAGCGACCCGAACCCCAACGACCCCUACGCUAAAAUCGACAGUGAGACCCUCUUCAGGGACGGCAGGCUGACACCCUCCAUCACCAUCCUGGGCUGUAACGUCACCAUCCCCGCAGAGGUCGUGAUCCUCAACUCCAUUGUCCUGCCCCACAAGGAGCUGAGCCGCAGCUUCAAGAACCAGAUCAUCCUGUGAGGGGCCCGCUGGGAGCUGGGGACCGACGGCCUCCCCCUCCGGCUCAGGGUUCUCAGGCGGCCCCGGCCUGUGCGUGGCUCAGCUCCCCCUGAGGUCCAGCUAGCUGCUCUGGCCAGGCCAUGCCCUGGGCCUGUCCAGCCACUCCAUAGACAGACAUUAACGCCCACUGAACAAUUGCAUCAGCCCCUUCCCUGUGGGGUGGAUCUGGUCCCCUGCCCUGCUCAGCCCAGCCCGGAAACCUGCUCCCUGGGGUGUCACAGCCCGGCCGAGCCGGCACCAGCCCCACCCUCUGUCCGUGGGCCCAAGGCCGGGCCUGUGGCUGUGUUUGUCCUGCCCCUCGAGCCCCCCUGGCCAGGCUACGGGGCGCUGGGAGGGGGUUGUCGGGUCUGCACCGUCCUUGGCCAGGCCCUGCAGCGUUAAACUGGGCGCCUCGCUGAAGUCACGUGCAGGCUGCUGGCGCAUGGGCUGUGAUGGCUGCCGGGGCCAGCAAACAGCAUCCGGCAGCGAGACCUUCCCUGAGCAGGAGGAGAAGGAAUCCAGCCUGCGGCCAGCCCUUGUGUGAUGAAGUGGGACUGUUCUUAAUGUUUCCUCUGAAUAGUGUGGGGGUGCCUCAGUUUCCCCUAGGCAGUUCUUAAGUCUCUAAGGGGUGGGGUAAGGGGGUAUGGUCGUUGCAGAGCCCUAGAGGGCAGGUGUGUGCAGGGCUCUGGACACAGAGAAUGGCCAACACCCUGUUUCCUGGCCACUGAUGGCCUGGGCCCUUCCCCCCUGCAAGGUGAGAGCUGAAGGGUUGGAGAACAAAGGAAUCAGGUGACCUCCUGGCCCGGGACAGGGGCAAAGCCCAGAGGAGGAGGGGCUGGAGGGAGUUUCAGUUUGGGGCUGGGUGGUGGAAAACAGGGAAUCCCAAGGCUGGAGUCUAAGCUCCCUGCCCCCCAGAAGGACUUGACUGAGGGGUCCUGGGUGUACCCAGAAGCUCUGUUUUAGACGGUGUUGCUAUUGUCCAAUAAACCUUCUGUUUUA
Messenger RNA from Caretta caretta (loggerhead turtle), 2371 nucleotides. It is a transcript of the gene GMPPA, whose product is annotated as GDP-mannose pyrophosphorylase A. Gene Ontology annotation, biological process: biosynthetic process. Gene Ontology annotation, molecular function: transferase activity. The record is from RefSeq and is a predicted model, not a curated record. Lineage: Eukaryota; Metazoa; Chordata; Testudines; Cheloniidae.